AUGGCUUCUAAGCUCAUCUCUGUAUUAGCAAUAGCUAUUGCUGUUCUUCCUUUCUUCACCCAUCCAUCUUUAGCAGAUGUCCCUCCAAGCAGUCCUGUCAGCCCUGGAACCCUUUGCAAGGAUACCCCAGACCCUUCCUAUUGCAAAUCUGUUCUCCCUCACCAAUCUACCAAUGUCUAUGAUUCUGCCCGACUUUGCGUCCGCAAGUCACUAUCACAAUCCCGUAAAUUUUUGAAACUAGUUGAUAAAUAUCUCUCCCGCCGCUCCACUUUGUCUAUCUCUGCAAUUCGGGCUCUUGAGGAUUGCCGGUUUCUGGCUAAUCUUAACAUAGAGUUUUUGUUGAACUCCUUUCAAACUGUCAAUGCUAAUAGUAAAACUUUGCCCACUUUGCAAGCUGAUAAUGUGCAAACUUUGCUCAGUGCCAUUUUAACAAACCAGCAAACCUGUUUAGAUGGCCUACAUGACACGUCUUCUACCUGGAGUGUAAGGAAUGGUCUCUCAGUCCCUUUGUCCAACGACACAAAACUUAAUAGUGUUUCUCUAGCUUUUUUCACCAAAGGUUGGGUUCCUAAGAAGAAGGAAGGGAACACACGGCAGCCUAAAAGCAAGCAGUUUGCAUUCAGACAUGGACGAAUGCUAUUGAAAAUGUCUGCCAGGAACCGUGCAAUUUACGAGUCGGUGAGUGGAAGAAAACUUCUCCAGACAGAGAAUAACGAUAUAGAGGUCAGUGAUAUAGUAACGGUGAGUCAGGACGGACAAGCGAAUUUCACAACCAUCAAUGAUGCUAUCGCUGCAGCUCCAAAUAACACAAACGGCAGCAAUGGCUACUUCAUGAUUUAUGUCACUGCUGGCAAUUAUGAAGAGUAUGUAUCUAUUGCAAAGAACAAGAGAUAUUUGAUGAUGGUUGGAGAUGGUAUAAAUCAGACGGUGAUUACUGGGAAUCGUAGCGUUGUUGAUGGGUGGACUACUUUCAAUUCUGCAACAUUUGGUAAGAGCUUGAAACCUUCAGCGUCUUUGUCUUAG
Molecule: messenger RNA, 1023 nt
Organism: Dovyalis caffra
Lineage: Eukaryota; Viridiplantae; Streptophyta; Magnoliopsida; Malpighiales; Salicaceae
Source: the annotation of a GenBank genome assembly